UCGAAAAUAGCCGCACUUGUGGAAAUAAUACAAGAGUCGAUAUAAUUAUAUAAUCAAAAUAACGCCAUUCCGCGAUCCCGUGUGAUUAACAGCGGCGAUAACAAAUUUUCGAUAUAGCAAAUUGCGAUUCUCGAGGCAUGAAACAACCGAAAGCGCGGUAGAGCAGUAAGUUUAAUUCUCUAACGCGGAAAUCAAAUCAUGAAUUACUUCGGUAAUAGUUAGCUAAUAAUUAAAUUGAUGUUACCUUUAAUACCAUCUAGUAUUUUAUCAACGUGUAUGCUCCUGUGGGAUAUGCACGUAACGUAGACGAUUAUUCGCCGUUCAAAUUGAGCGCGCUUCUGGAAUGCGGUACGUAUACAAAUGAAGUUUGUGAUUAGACAAAGGAUCGGCAAUUCAGCGCCAAAUCCACCGAGUUUUUCGAAGUGCACGAAGAAGCGUGGACAUGAGUACGCCGCUGACGAUUGAAGAAUCGUGAAGGAUUCUCAGCUUCAGUGGCUUCAGAUCAAUUCGGAACAACGACGAGACAGAAGAAAGCCGCUGUGUGCGGAAACUGAGGAGCUAUUGUCUUGGAGGUCGACUUGGUGCGACCGAAGUGAGUCAAGAUGCAGAACCAGGAUCUGCAGCUGUCCUCCGAGGCUGUUAUAUUUAUCACGCAUGUCGAGCCCGAAAAUCUGUUUCUGAAAAUAUGGGGCCAGCUGGACAAGCAGGCUGCCACCUGUGUGGAGCGUCAGAUAUAUCCUCUGGUUGACCAGUUUAAUCAGGGAUAUGGUUGCCCCUCCAAGUCUGAUAGACUGAUAAUUGGUACCUUGUGCUGCGCCAGGUUUCAAACUGAUGGCUAUUACCGGGCAAAGGUACUCGAUGUACGUCCUGAUGGCAUGAUAGUCGUACAGUUUAUUGACUAUGGCAAUGUAGAGAUUAUACCGGCGAACGAGGUCCACCUUUUGGACAACAUACCUGGAUCAGAGAGCCUGCGGUCUUAUGCACCGAUGGCAGUGGAUUUCACGUUACUUCACGUGUUGCCUAUAAAGGGUAUCUGGGAGAAUAGAAUAAUCGAAACUAUCAGGAGUAUCAUAUGCUACAAGGAAUAUAGAGCUUUGAUUUAUACAAUGAACAAUCGUCGUCUGAUAAAACUAUCGUACAACAAUCGAGACUUUAGCGAGCAGUUGGUGAAGCAACGUAUGGCUUUACCAGCCACUACGCUAGACAUGUUCAAGCCAAAACCACCUCUGCUACAACACCUUAAAAUGCCUCAACCUCAUCAAAUGCCAAUGUAUCAACAACAGAACAAGAAUAACUUUGCAAUGCUGAUAGCGCAGAAUCCAAAUCUGAGUCAAGCUAACAUACAAGAGCUGUUCCGCAAGGCUCCUACCCUAAUUCAGCAACAGUUUGUUGAACAAGCUGUUCGAACACAGCCGCCACCGCCGCUGCUUCCUGCCCAGGAGGCUCUCGUAUUUAAAUCUAGGGUAUUAGACGUGGGUACCAAUCACGACGUCCUAGUAUCGUACGUAGAAGACGGCCCGCAAAAGUUUUCCGUGCAAGUCGAAAGCACGAAGGACAUACUGACCCGUCUCAUGAACGAGAUAAACAACCAUCCGAAGCAACCGCUGCAGGAGCCACCGUUGCCAGGUUCGGUUUGCCUAGGGCGCUACACGGGGGACGGCGUGCUGUGUCGGGCGGUCGUGAUGUCCGUGAUGGAGCACAAGUGCAAGCUGUACUACGUCGAUUUCGGGCACACGGAAAUUUUGCCGUACACGGACAUCUUUCAGCUGCCGCCGGAGUACAUCAAUCCGAAAGUGCUUUCCAUUAGAUUUACAUUAAGCGGCCUAAAGGAGCUGAAUAUCACGCAGGAGAUGAAGGACUACUUCAAGUCGCUGGUAUGGAGAAAGUUGCUCGUUUUACGCGUCCGUCCACCGGAGGGACCGCCAUUGAUUCAGUACGGUGACCUGUACGCCGAGAACGGCGUUAACGUAAAGGAACUUUUGAAGAAAGCGUUCCCAGUGCCGGCAACGGCGGUACCGAUAACCUACUCCUACCCGCAACUCAAGCAAUUGUCGAAGGACGUGCAGGAGGUUGUGCAAGUUUCGUACGUAGAAUCGUGUAAGACGUUUUUUGUACAAUUAGAAAGCGGAAUAAGAUCCCUCGAGUCGAUAAUGCUCGGCCUGGAGCAGUACGUUAAAACUGCGCCUGCUUUAAGUGCAGAACAGAUUAAAGUAGGAUUGCCCUGUGCGGCCCUGUACGAUUUACAAUGGUACCGUGCGCGAGUCAUUGAUGUUACUGGGGAUCAAAUUAAAGUGAUGUAUGUUGAUUAUGGAAAUGAGGAAGCGUUGCCUAUAACGUCUCUCCGUACAAUUCAUGCCGAUUUAGUAACUAAACUGCCGGCACAAGCUGUAAGAUGUACAUUGAAUGGCUACGAGCACCUUUCAUCGGAUCAAGAGGUUUCCAACCUUUUUGAAAAAUUGACCCUCGAAAAACGUUCUUACAUGAAAGUAAUUGCUGCGCAGGCCAACGGAUUGUUGGUCGAUUUGUUCGAGUUCGAUACGAUGAAAAACAUUCAUCCCCAGCUGUUAAAUAAUUUGUUCUACGAUAAAACCAGCAAUUCCGCAGGCUCGCGAAAUGAGGAAGUUCAGUAUUCGGCAAUGCCAACGAAUGACUUCCCGAGCGAAGAAAAGGACAGAUAUAAUAAGAAUACCAUGAAUUCUUGGAAUCACAAUCAAAAGGCCAAGUCUUUCCAAGACAAUAAAUCGGACCACUGGAAGGAUGAGUGGUCCGAGGAGAAACGACACGACAACAGACGCGAGAGGACCGGAAAUCACUCUCAUUAUGAUGGCUCGCAAAACGAUCGAUUUCCUAGAGACGAAACUACGAACAAUAGGUUUAGCAAAGAUCGAUCUUACAACAAACACGAUAGAGGUGAAAUAAAUACGUCCAACAGAAGCGGUAGAGGAGGCUAUCAAAAUGGAAGUAAAUUCAACAGUAACGAACGGAGGUACAACCGUGACAACCCCGAUAAAGCGUAUAAUGAUAAAGAUUCGGAUGCUUCGAUCAAGAACGGCAAUAAACGCGGGAGAAGUUACCCCGACCGUAAUGAUUCCAACAACGGUCGAGCGAGAAACCGUGACAGUGGAAUAUCAGGCCGAUUACAGACAGCAAAUUGGAAUGAUAAGCAACCUAAUCAGAAAAGUAGCAGAUUUACUGGGGACUACGGUAAUAAUAAAUUUAAAGAUAGAGAGAACAAUGCGAAUGUGUCGUACAAUCAGGAGAAUGUCUUGUACAAUCAGGAGGUAAAUGCUUGCGAGUCCUGGGACUCAGCUAAUAUUAACGCAAGUUUACAGAACAAUGUUGCUGUUAACGAUUUGCAACUCUCGUCGAUAAAUAUCGUUUUCGAUAUUUCAAGAAACUGCGAAGUCGUAUUUAUCAAUAGUCCGUCGGACUUCUUUAUUCAGUUAAGCCCCGACUGCUUGGAACUGGACACCGUCAUGGAAAAUAUUGCUUCGGUAUACGAGAACAGUUACGAAACGAUGCAAGCGUCUAAGAUACGGAGCGGCGUGUUCUGCAUCGCGCAGUACUCGGAGGAUCUUAAAUGGUACAGAGCGAUAAUCAAAUCCGUCGAGAACAAUAGUGCGAGUGUGGAGUUCGUCGAUUACGGCAAUACGGAGUCGGUCGACUUUACAAAGAUCAAAGAGAUUCGGGAGGAAUUUCUGAAACUGCCGAUGCAAGCGAUACAUUGCAGAUUGUUCGGACUGGCGAGUACGGACAAUAAGGAAAACGGAAUUUUCUCGGAACAGGUCGAAGGAAAACUGCUACAGGUGGAGUUCGUCGCGGAGAAGAACCGACUGUAUGAAAUAGUACUACACGAGAUGACUAAUGGUGCACCGAAUGCUAAUUCCAUAAACGAGGCGUGCGGCGUGGAUUUAGCAAAAGCGAGAGAGAUUGCAGAGUGUAAAACGACGGCGCAGGUGCUUAGCGUGGAUUACGCUUCCUUCGAUGCAAAAUGGCAAAUAAUUCCGUACGAGGCCGAGUCUAGACACGAUGUAAUCAUUACGUGGUUGAUCAAUCCGAAUAAACUGUACUGUCAAUCAUUGGCUAGAGAGGCAGAGUUUAAACUGAUGAUGAACGAGAUUCAGAAGACGUACGCUGGUAGAGAGGCUAUAAAGCGUAAAUUAGAGAUCGGUUCAAUAGUUAUAGCGAUAUUUUCCGAGGAUCGGGCUCUUUACCGAGCGGAAGUGGUGAGCAGGGGUACACAAAGGGAUGCAUAUAUCGUUCAGUACAUCGAUUUUGGAAAUUGUGCGACUGUGAACCAACGUAACAUUUACGAGGUCGAGAAGGCGUUUAUGCAAUUGCCUAAAUUAGCGAUGCAAUGUUCCUUGAAAGAUAUCGUACCUUGCAACGAUUCGAGCUGGUCCAACGUGGAUAACGACACGUUUGAUAGUUGCUUUAACGCCGACAAGUACGAAUGCAUUUUCCACAGCUCUGAUAACAAUCAGUACACAGUUUCCUUAAUCCAUAAUGGGCAAGACGUGGGCAAGAUGUUGGUAGAGAACAAUCUUGCAGCCUUUGCUACUCCGAUCGAAACAGCUGGUGCUGCAGAAACGUUCAGCGAUGCUACUUAUGGCGCGGAAGCUCUCAAUAAUGUGGAACGAGUGGACAUAAGUCUCUUGAGUGGUCAAACUCUGAAAAUGAGAAUUUCCAGUGUAGAGGACAGUACUCGGUUUUAUGUCCAGCUUCCAUCAGCCUCAAAGUGCGAAAACAUCGUCGACACGUACAUGGAGCAUAAAAAUACAGAGGUGAUGCCGCGAUUGUCAACCUGCGAGAUGUGUCUCGGCGCGGGUUGUCUAGUCGAUGCGAGUGGGACGUGGAGACGAGCUGUAGUGAUUAACUGCUCACGGUCCGUUGGGUUUGACAUAAAGCUCAUUGAUACUGGGGAGUACAAUGAGAUUCUGGAUGGCGCUUUAGCGCUACCCGGAGAACUUGCGGUCAUGCAGAAUCAGGCAUUGGAGUGCUGCUUGCAAAAUGUGCCGACAUCAUCUGAUGCAGAUAAACAGCUGAAGGAACUUAAAGGGAAGGAAGUGCUGGUCUAUGUCGAAGAAGUCAGUAACAACAGACUUCUCGUAAAACUGUACGAUCUCCUUGGUAACGGGAUACUGAAUACGGAGAAAGAAGACGGAAAGAUAUCGCCCAUUUGUUCCAUGCCUAUUCUAAGCUCGACUCACGACGUGUCCGUGUCGUACGCGGAGCAUUCCGCCGGUAUUUGGCUGCAACGUUACGCGGACUUGGACAUCGAGACUAAAUUACUGGGAGAUUUGGAACAAUAUUACGAGCAAUCUAAAUCCGGACAAGGAUUGAAGCCAGAGAUGCAUCUGUUGUGCGCGGCUAAGUGUUCCGACGGCCGUUGGUACAGGGCGAGAAUCGUUAACUGCACCGAAACUACGGCCUAUGUGCAUUAUAUCGACUACGGCAACGUCGAGGAGGUUGCCUUGGGGUCAAUCAUGGCUUUGGAACCACAAUUUUACCAGCCCCACCAAUUGGCCAUAAAUGUAUCGUUAUCCGUAGCUCUCGCGGGCACUGUCGACGAGCAAAUAAACGUACUGCAGCUUUACUUAAUGAACAAAGCACUUGGUGCCGUCUUUUAUAACGUGCACAAGAAGUGGAUCGUUGACCUAACUGAGAACGGAGAAAAACUCAGUGACAAAUUACGCGCGCUAAAUCUAGUAAAAGAAGAACAACCAACGCUUGAUGAACCAGCGUCUCAGACGCAGGAGGAGUCAACGACAACCAACAAGUUCAGUGCAUGCGUAUCCCACGCGGAUUCUCCGAGUCAAUUCUGGCUGCAACGAGCGGACGCGAUCACGUCCCUCAACGAAAAGCAAGAACAACUUCAGCUGGAGGUACCCGACUUCCCGAGGGUGGAGGGUAUACCGGAAGAGGGCACGUUGUGCGUCGCCGUUUACUCGAUCGACAAUCUCUGGUAUCGCGCAGAGGUGUUGGACGCUGACGAAGACAUCACGACGGUCCGAUUCGUAGACUACGGUAACACCGACGUUAUCACUAACAAGACUGGUGACAUUCGACAGAUCCCGGACGCCUGGAAGAACCUGGAGAGAUUCGCGCUCAAGUGCAGGCUCGACGUCGUGUCCGUGGACAUGGAGGACUGGAGCGAGUCGGUCUGCGGGAGAUUCGAGAGUCUGGUGACGUCUACGGAGACUGUUGAGGCUGUGAUACUAGCGGACACGACGCCUAAGCGCGUAGAAUUAUUCGUGGACGGCAAGGGCGUCAGCGAAACGCUAGUCGAGGAGAAGCACGCUAUUAUAGUCAACACGCAAGAACAAGAACCCGUGGACGAGAUAGUCGAUCUAGAACUGGACCCGCACUCCGCCUUCGUCAGUCACAACGAUUCGCCGAGCGAGUUCUGGAUUCAGGAGGAAAAACUGGUUGCUGAUCUAGAGGUAAUGGCGGAUAGGUUCAUAGUGGCCGACAUGUUCCCGAAAAUCGACGACGUGAAAGAGGGCUUGCUGUGCGUCGCCAAGUAUCCCGAGGACGACAAGUGGUACAGGGCUCGCGUCGUCUGUCACGACGAUAACGGCACGCAGGUCAUAUACAUAGACUACGGAAAUUCCGCCGUGUCCACCGAUAUUCGUGCGAUUCCGGAAGACUUGGCGGCGAUACCGCCCCUGUCGAGAAAAUGCUGCUUGGAACUGCCGCCGCGGGUCAGGGAAUGGUCGCAGCAGGCUCGCGAAGAAUUUGUCAGACUGUCCGCGGAUGGUGCGACGACGUUCCUCCUGGACGUGCUGAAAGAGCAAGAGACGUCGGUAGUGAAAUUAACGUUGGACGGCCAGAAUGUCGCCGACAUCCUCGCGGGUAUGUGCGAGCGACACUCGCCAGUUAUCGAAGAGAGACUGCCGCCGCUCGGCGAAGAGAAUUCUCCGAACGUUGUGGUCAGUCACAUCAACAGUCCGAAUGAGUUCUGGACCCAAGCCGAGAGCAGUAUAAACGAAUUGGAAGUGAUGUCGGAUCGUUUGCGUGACGCGGAGAGUUUCCUGACGUUAACCAGUUUCGACAUCGGCACAAUUUGCGCGGCGAGAUAUCCAGAGGACGGCUACUGGUACAGGGCGAGGAUAGUUGCGCACCGCGACGAUAGCAGCGAAGUGUUGUACAUGGAUUACGGCAAUUCCGGAAUUACGACGGAACUGAGAGUGCUGCCGGAAGAUAUCGCGAAUAUUCCAAUGCUGUCGAAACGGUGCGCGCUGGAGAAUCCGAGUUGCAUCACCGCGUGGAACGAGGCAGCUUGCAACAAGUUCAAGGAACUCGCUGCCGAAGGGGCUACGAUGUUCCAGUUCGAGAUUGUCGGCGAGAACGAUCCAAUGUAUGUACGAUUAAGCCUAAACGGGACGAACGUCGUAGAUCUUUUAUUGGCUGAAUAUGAAAACAUUCCAGAGACUGAAGAUUCAUCUAAAGAAAUCAAGAUUACUUCCAGUGUAGAGAGACAGCAAGAAAUAGUCUUCCAAGAGAAUGAACAAUUGGAAAAAGAAAUUUCAGAUUUAAAUAAGGAAGUUCAAGAAUUGACAUUUAAUCAAACAAACGUGCUUGAAACUGGAAUCAACAACGAAACGCUUAAUAACUCAUUUGAUAAUUUUAAUGCAAAUGAGGAAUACCAAUAUGUCGGGAAACCAGAAGAAUAUUACAUAUUAAACUUGAAAUCUGCAGGAAACGCGAAUGAAAAUUCUAAAGCUGCAACAACCGAUGUACAAUAUGAGCGAUCCUCUAUCGUGACAGAACUUACCGUCGACCAAAUAGUCGAGAGUAUGAGAAGAGAUAGCGAGGAUCUGGAGUCGCAAAACAUCGACGAUACAAAUUUGUUAGAUGCAAAUAAAACUCAACCUCAGUUCGCCGCCCAAACUGAUACCAGUGAACCAGGACUCUCUCAAACAGAGUCCGUAGAUAUAAAUGAACCUAAAGAUCCACACAGUCCGCAACAGUUUAGCUCACAUUUUGAUAUGCAUCAAAGUGUGAUGGAACCUGUUACAGAGGAUUCCGAGCCGAAGGAAGUUUCAUCGGUAACGAAUGAAUCACAGCCCCGAGAUGCUACGCAACUCGAUGUGACUCAAAUCAAGGAAGAAGGAGCACAUUCUGCGAUUGUGCUCGACACAGAGGAGCCUAUAAAAUCUGAAAGUUUAACGGCGAAUGAAACUCUUUCCGCAAGUACGAACAGUGUUCUAAAAAUUCAGUCCAAAAGCGCAGAUGACUUAAACAGUUUCUCGUCCGAGUCCACGUAUAUGAUACAAGAAACGGAAUCGUCACAAUCCGUAAUUAAGACUGAUCCGAGUGAGCAAUGCAGUUACUCGGCAGAACGCUCGACGGAUGAGAUAGCGCCCGAAUGCGUUUCCAGAGACGAGUCUCCGCCGAGACCGGUACGUCCUGCCACGCCGAAGACACCGUAUUCAGAGAAACUCGUGUCCGGCGCCGUGAAUCCUUUUUUUGAGCCGAUUCGCAGUAACGCGAACGAGGAGGACGAGAUACUUGCUGUAUCUGUGGAGGACAACAUUCCUAAAAUCAUGUAAUUGUAUAAUAUAGCGGAUACAUGUACUGCACAUUUAAGCACAUAUGGUAUGUAAUCUGUAGAUAUAUACCACAUGUAUAUAUCUAUCAUAGAUCUGCAAUAUAAGGUACAGAUUUAUAUAAAUAUAAUUACGUUUCUUGUUCCAGCAGAUUAAUUUCAUUUUAUAUUUUCUUUUUUUUUACAUUUUCGUGAAGAUUCAUAUACGAUUCUUUUAUACAUGCGGAAAGUAUGAGAGUAUUGUCAUGCGCACACGCGAUACAGUCGUUUCAUUUUUUUUUUUAUAAGUAACAAGACUCACAGUUUCUACGAAUGUGCGUAUUGCCCUUACGAGUUACAAUACACGUAAUGCCAUUGGAGACACAACCAAAGAUUAAUUAAUAUGAUUUAUAGAGCGAUCAAUUAUUUACUUACAUUGUUAUGUUUCAGGAUAAGAUUCAUCAAUAUUAUUUAAUGAUGAUAAUAGCGUUCUAUCGCAAUUCUCAACGUUUAAGAAUUUCUUUUCGAGAAUUGCUACCUGAAUUCAAUAUUUCUUUUUUUUCUAAUUUAAACCUUUCUUUUUCUAGAUAAAUAUUGCAAUUAUAUCUAUUAUACACGAUAUAUAAUUAUAUUAUAGCAGAUAUAAUUAUAUACUAUAUAAUUACAUAUUAUUGUAGACUUUUCGGUGGUAAUUUUUCUUUUUGAGUCACGCAAAAAUUUUACUUGUUUGACAUGUAUAUACAUUCAUUAUACUUUUAACAUUGCUUGAGAGAUAUUAACGACGGAAAUAAUAUAAACAUUAUUCUUGUGUUUCCAGCUGCUUGCUAAUAUAAUUAUAAUUAUAAAAAGCAGGUAGUUUUGUUAAAUAUUAGUAAUGUUGAGACAUGAUUGUACGUAACUUGAAGUUCAAUGAGUUGUAAAAAGGUAGCUUUGACAAUGUAUAAUUAUUUGAAAACUGAUAAGAACUUAAAAAGAAUGGUAUGUUUUACAUUGACUAUAAUAUACAUCUUUUUUUAUAUCCUUUCGUAUUAUAUAUUGAAUCUAACAUGAUUAUAAAUUUAUUUCAAAUUCUGUAACUCAUGAUAUAAUAUAUAUCUCUGCAUAUAUAUAUUACAUAGUACUGAAAUCUCCUUUUUUCUUAUGUCCUUUAUAAGUUGAUUUUAAUAGUGAUACGAUUGUAAUGGAUUAAAAUAAGCUGUAUAAAUAUUUGUAUUCUGCUAAAAUAUAUUUUCUAAUAAAUAUUUCCAAAAUCCUA
This is a messenger RNA of Ooceraea biroi (clonal raider ant), 9785 nucleotides long. RefSeq names its product maternal protein tudor. Lineage: Eukaryota; Metazoa; Arthropoda; Insecta; Hymenoptera; Formicidae. The record is from RefSeq and is a predicted model, not a curated record.